CAAGAGUGGGUUGUGGAAACUCCAGCUCUUAGACACAAGACAAGAAAGAAAACAAGUCAUUUUGGUCAUCCGUUUGGAGAAGCUGUUUCCAAGUGUUCAGCGUGAAGCUCUUUUCAGAUCAAAGACAAUCACUGCAAUGGACAGAACAUCACAGAUUGGAGACCAUUACCAUGUUAUCAAGAAGCUGGGCCAAGGCACCUUUAGUCAUGUCCUGCUGGCUCGAGAACUAAUUUCAGGCCAUUCUGUUGCCCUGAAGUUUGUGAGGAAAGACAGAACCCGUCAGGCAGCCUUCAUCCAUGAGUUAAACAUUUCAAUCGCCCUCUCAGACUAUCCAGGAAUAAUAAAGACCUAUCCUACCUACAUUGAGACUGUGGAUUACUUCAUUUUCACACAAGAGCUGGCACCGGCUGGGACACUUCACUCCAUCAUUAAGACAGAGGUUGGCAUUCCAGAAGAGGUGGUGAAACGUUGUGCAGUGCAAAUCACGGCAGCACUGGACUUCAUGCAUGGCCGAAGACUGGUGCACAGAGACCUGAAGCCUGAUAAUGUGUUACUGAUGGAUAAGGAAUGUUACCACAUUAAACUUUGUGACUUUGGUUUCACGCAGAGUGUGGGCUCACUAGUCCCUUCAAUGUCGCAUAUAAUUCCAUAUAUGCCACCAGAACUUUGCAACCUCAAGCCUAAUCAACUACUUGUCUUGGAUCAAAGUAUGGACAUCUGGUCUUUUGGAAUUCUUCUAUUUGUGGCACUGACUGGAUAUUUCCCAUGGGAAGAAGCUGUUGGGCAUAACCAGAAGUACCAAAUGUUUGUCCAUUGGCAGAAUAAUAGAAAUUAUGUUCCGGCACCUAUUUUAUGGAAUAGGUUCACACAGGAGGCAAUGGCUAUGUUUUUCAAGCUGCUUUCCCAGAAACCCUCUUCUAGAAGCCCUCCUGAUACUGUCCUGGAGUUUCUUCAUUUACCCUGGACUGCUAAAGCCAGCGUUAAUGGCCUGGUGAUAGAGGCUGAUCUAGACAUCAUCAUCCUUGAUGACAACCAUGAGUUGCAAGUCAUAAUACAAGAACAGGAGCAAGUCAUAGUGAUUGAAAACACAGAUGAUAUAGAAUUUAUGUAUGUGGACAACACAGAAAUGCAUCCAGACUCCAGCAACACAGUUAUUAUGCUACUGACAGAAAACACUUCACUAAGUCUGGGAUCUGAAAUCGAUAUCACCUAAAUCUCAUCUGCUCCACAAUGUGGUUUGGCGAGUACAGCAGAAUCUGCCCAAGUGGAAGGCACGAGUAGGAGCUGACUACACCCAGUGUGUGAGUAUGUCUGCAGUUUCUUACUGAUAAUACAUGUACUGCGAUCAGUUUCGGGUCCAUGGGAUGGGCUGGACCUAUAAAGAAUCAGUAUUAAGGAGCAGAGAAGUUUGAAUGAAGUAGGCUACUUCCGUAAGAACUUGCAAAAUCAAGCAGUAGAUGUAUAAGUGGGGAAAAACCGAGUUUGUGCUCUUUCCUUUCAGAUUGCAAAAAGAAAUGGUUGGGAACUGCUACAACUUAAAUCCUCUUAUAUACAAGCAGGUGUGCUACCUGGUCUUUUUUCAAUAAAGGCAACAGUCAAAGUCUAAUAUUGAAUAUACAUAUUAAGCACUACAUGCAAUAUGUUAUGACUUAUUGUAGCUUUUAUUGAUUUUAAGAAAUGCUUAAAAUGUUACAUUCCCUCAUGUAAAAAGACAUUUGUACUAAAAGUUAACUCUGAGUGCAGAGUUCAGUAAAUAUGACACAGGAUAAUAUAUUGUAUUUUGUGUUUAUUUUUUUUUUUAAAGGAGCAUUGCAUUUAUUAAGACAAUUUAUUAAGACAAUAAACAGGGCUCAUAUUCAAAAA
Xenopus laevis (African clawed frog) is the source of this 1863-nucleotide messenger RNA. RefSeq names its product SH3 domain binding kinase 1 like L homeolog (gene sbk1l.L). Gene Ontology annotation, molecular function: nucleotide binding; transferase activity; protein kinase activity. NCBI's taxonomy places the organism in Eukaryota, Metazoa, Chordata, Amphibia, Anura, Pipidae. The record is from RefSeq and is marked provisional. Gene Ontology annotation, cellular component: cytoplasm.